This is a messenger RNA of Suillus subalutaceus, 681 nucleotides long. RefSeq names its product glycine cleavage H-protein-domain-containing protein. NCBI's taxonomy places the organism in Eukaryota, Fungi, Basidiomycota, Agaricomycetes, Boletales, Suillaceae. The coding region runs from base 99 to 578 and encodes 159 amino acids. The record is from RefSeq and is a predicted model, not a curated record. Gene Ontology annotation, biological process: protein lipoylation; glycine decarboxylation via glycine cleavage system. The transcript has 6 exons. Gene Ontology annotation, cellular component: cytoplasm; mitochondrion; glycine cleavage complex.
UUAGAUUCUAAAGUGCAAAACGAAGAUUGUUUGUCUCACACCUGACACCCCCACUUGCAUCAGCUACCUUACGCUCGCUCAGCCUCAGUGACUUAAUUAUGUUCUCUGCAAUCAGACAAGCUGCUCGUGUGCGAACGAUGCCCUUGACGACUGCGAGGACAAGUCCCUCAAAUACCAUGCGCAUGCCCGGUUGUCGGACUAUCGUUACAAAAAAGUACACCGAGGAGCACGAAGUCGUUGCUUUUGAUGACGAGACUGGAUUGGGCGCUGUGUCCAUAACGGAUCAUGCGCAGGAGAGCCUUGGAGAUGUUGUGUUUGUGGAGCUUCCUGCUGUAGGCUCGAAAGUUUUAAAAGGCGACCAGAUUGGUGCAGUUGAGAGCGUCAAGGCAGCCUCGGAUAUUUAUGCACCAGUAUCUGGCAUAGUCACUGAGGUGAACGAGGUCCUGAAUUCUGAACCUGGACUCUUAAACCGCUCUCCCGAGGAAAAAGGUUGGCUGUGCAAAAUCAGACUCUCUGCACCCGAGGAAAUGAACGAGCUGCUCACGCUCGAGAGUUACAAAGCGACUUGGGAGGCGUGAAUCGUAAUACUGAAGGGACGACUAUUUGGUCUGCCUGCGGGAGACUAAGUUUGACUAGCGACAUAACCCCUGGCCUCAACUGCCAUACCUUUGUUAUUACUUA